This is a messenger RNA of Caenorhabditis elegans, 418 nucleotides long. RefSeq names its product Tyrosine-protein phosphatase (gene F47B3.2). The transcript has 4 exons. Bases 1 to 393 code for a protein of 130 amino acids. Gene Ontology annotation, molecular function: hydrolase activity; protein tyrosine/serine/threonine phosphatase activity; protein tyrosine phosphatase activity. Lineage: Eukaryota; Metazoa; Nematoda; Chromadorea; Rhabditida; Rhabditidae. The record is from RefSeq and is marked reviewed.
AUGGGUGCAAUUAAUCUUAUCGAAGCUGUUAAUUACGAUACGAAUCCGGUCGUCGUUCACUGCUCUGCUGGAGUUGGUCGUUCUGGAACUAUUGUGGGAAUUUCUUUGAUUAUGGAUAAGAUGAUUCAGGGAAUUAAUUGCAAAGACAUGAAAAAGUUAGUCGAGGAAAUCCGCAAUCAGCGUCACUAUGCCAUUCAGACGGAGGCGCAAUACAUGUACAUUCACCGUGUUCUCCUCGAAUACUUCUUGGAAUUGCACAAAGAGACGUACGAAGGAUUGUUGCUGACAAAGAAUUACGAGGAAAAGUAUGCAAAGUGGCUGGACGAUUAUAACACCUACGCAGAAGCCAACGAUCGUACUCAAGCAGCUAAGGCGGCCCGCGCAGCCUUGUAAUGGAUUCCUUGUAGAUGAAGUGUGA